GCUGAUGCCACAUGCCCGUCGCGUCUCUCCCAUCGAGCAUAGCUUUCGGCUUACGCCGUGAUGAGACUUGUCUUGAUCACGACUAAUACAGGACUUGAUUGUCACGGCACUAUGCAAAUGCGGUGGCGUAUCAUAUGGCGAUAUUCCCAUGCCCUGUCUGACCAGAUUGCCUUCUGUUGUCUUUGCAUCAAGUUCAGCGCGAAACCUUUCCAGGGAUUGCUCGCUGCACUUUGCCCACACCGCCUUUCAUCCUACCGGAAGAAGAGUCUAGUCGCGAUGAGCACGCCAGGGAUCUCACGGCCAUGGUCAUCCCCUGACUCUCGCAUCCGUCGAGCACACUCCAUUCCUUCAACGUUUCAACACUACAUGAGCCAUGGAAGCAAUGCGCGCUGUUGUAUAUUCUCGCUUUGCGGCGGUCGUACCUCGGCUCAGGAUACCCCGCUCCAAGGCAUGGGCCGAGAACGCUCGGCGACCAGUCGCGCCCCCGCCCAAUCAUGGCUAGGAAAUAGCCGAACGCGCAGUCGCGACCGGCGACCGACGACCAUUUAAACUUUUUGACUACGUCGUCAACAGCGCCGGAUAAACAUGACGGCAUCAUAUUCGACAAUGCGGGUAAAAGCGUCCGCCGUGCGGCCGUGCGGGUGAGGCCUUGAGGGGAGAAACACCGCUUCCCAGCG
This is a messenger RNA of Fomitopsis serialis, 677 nucleotides long. RefSeq lists its product as uncharacterized. The record is from RefSeq and is a predicted model, not a curated record. The coding region runs from base 61 to 549 and encodes 162 amino acids. NCBI's taxonomy places the organism in Eukaryota, Fungi, Basidiomycota, Agaricomycetes, Polyporales, Fomitopsidaceae. The transcript is spliced from 3 exons.